CUAAGGGAUCCUUUCUAUAUUUUCUCAAGUAUAAGGUGUUGGACCCAUCUAGGAUGAGAUAGAUAUAGAAGUCUUAAAUCUAUUUUCUCAAGCCAUACACCGCCAUAAUGUAUGCGUGUGGCGGGGCGAACUUUUGCACAACCGGUAUUGAAAGUGAAUUCGGGAACUCUAGUGUAAGCUACUAUGCUCACCUCUCUGCGAUGUCCCUCUCUUUUAUGUAUUUUUUCGUAUCCUUGUUCCACAUCACAUCGUGCAGGCCAUAACACUCAAGAUAGUUCAGCAUUCAAGUGUCUCAAUAAAUACCCUCCUGCAUGAGGGGGCUCUCAUGCUCUUUAGAAUCUUUAAUUAGCCUCUGAAAAUGUUCACAUAACAACCCGCGGGGGCAAUUCACCUGGCCCAAGCUGUACCAAAUAGUGGGGAGAUAGGGCACAGAAGAUUGGUGACAUGGGCGGCGAGGGAAAAGAAAGAUGGAGCCAACGGAAUGGCAUUGGAAGGAGAAUAUGAAAAAGAAUAAUAGUUAUUUGUGUUGUGUAAUUAUUGUUUUUUUUUUGUUUGUAAAUAUAUUAAAUUAUUUUUUUUUAAUUUUAAAAAAUUAGUUUUGCAUGUUAUUUUGUUUAUUUUCCUUGUUAUUUUAAAAUUCUUUUCAUAAUUAGAUUUCAGAUUUUUAUUUGAUUUGAAUUUUAUUAAUUAAAUCGGUUUAAUUCACUAUUUAAAUAGUUUUGCAUGUUAUUUUUUAAAAUAGUUAAGAAAAUUUUGGCAUUCAUAAUGAUUAAUAUAGCUAUAAUAUAAAGGCUUAGGAAAUCCUAAUUUUUUUUCUUUUCCCUAUAAGCUGGCUAUCAAGUCCUCAACUCCAUUUGACCAUUUGAUACUUUCCUGGCACUUCAAAGACGCGGAUGGUGUUUGGCUCAUGGAAGAACCUUAAUGUGUCCAAUAUUCAUGAGAGCCUAUCGUCUUCCCCUUCUUCGAACAUCGAAGAAUAUUAGAUAUAAAUCACUUUCAAUUUCGGAAGUUUGUCAAGGAGCUUCCCCUUCAAACUAUGGCAGCCGGAUUUUUGGCAAUUAAAAGAAUUGGAAUCUUAUCAAUGGUUUUUUUGACAUCUUUUUUUGUAGUGGGGGUAUUGCUACCGUAAAAUUCUAGAGUGAGAGACAAAGGAAUUUCAUAAGGGCGGUUCCAUAUUUUAGUUUUAUAAUAUAAUUGUUGAACUUGAAAAGCUUCUGACGCCAGCAAGAAUGACCGUGUUCAAUACGCUCCUUUGUUUAAUUUUUGUGUCUUCUGUCUUUACUAGUUACUCCUCAAUCAGUGCUCUCUGUCUCUCCUCUUCACAAUCUUUGCCUUCUUCUUUAGCUACAGCACCUAAGAUUAAUUUCUAAAGAGUACCGAUCUACCGUUUUCAAGGGACUUACAGAUCGAUUUGCUACUCGGUGUAAAACAGCAGGAUGGAAGUUGUUGGAGAAGUCUUUCUCUCGGCUCUUCUUGAGCCUUUGCUUGGAAAGUUAACCUCUGGAGAACUUCUGAACUUCGUACGCAAAACACAAGUGGAGAAAGAACUUAACAAGUGGAAGGUAAGACUGUUAGAAAUUGAUGAAGUUCUUAAGGAUGCAGAAGAGAAGCAAAUCACAAAUUCGACUGUGAAAAUCUGGCUUACCAAGCUCCGAGAUUUGGCUUAUGAUGUGGAGGACGUACUGGACGAGUUUCAAACAGAAGCUUUGGCAAGCAAGGUGAGGGCAGAAUCUCAAGCCAGCAGCAGUACUGUCCGGAAGCUCCUCCCAACUUGUUGUGCUGGUCUGAAUCCAAGUGCUAUUGAGCUUAAUAUGAGGACGGGGUCCAGGCUGCGGGGCAUAACUACACGACUAGAAGCAAUUGCGAAAGAGAAAAAUGAGCUCGACGUGGGAAUCACGAGGUCAAAAGGAGUGAAAAAAAGGGUGACUACAUCUCUGGUCAAAGAAUCCCAUGUUUGUGGGAGGGAUAAUGACAAGAAAGCCAUACUUGAAUUGUUGAUGAACGAUGAUGCUAGCAGCCUUGAGUACUCCGUCAUUCCAGUGAUUGGAAUGGGUGGUAUCGGGAAGACAACUCUUACUCAACUUGUCUACAAUGAUGAGAGUGUGAAGUUUGAUUGCAAAGCAUGGGUCUGUGUUUCUGAUGAUUUUGACAUUCCGAGGAUAACAAAAACAAUCCUCCAGCACUUGGGAAGUUGUGAAGAUAAUGAUUUAAAUGUUCUUCAAGAAAGAUUGAAGGACAAAUUGUCUGGAAAGAAGUUUUUGAUAGUGUUGGAUGAUGUUUGGAGUAACAACUAUGAUGAUUGGACUGCCCUUUCUCUUCCCUUCAGUGCAGGAGCAAUGGGGAGCAAAGUCAUCAUCACAACUCGUAGUGAAGACAUUGCUUCAAAAAUGGGCUCUGUUUGUGCUUACAUAUUGGAGAGGCUAUCAUUUGAUGAGUGUCUACGCAUAUUUACCCAACAUGCUUUGGAUUCCAGAAAUUUUGAAGCUCAUUUGGAAUUGAAAGAAAUAGGAGAAGAGAUAGUGGGAAAAUGUAAAGGAUUGCCUUAG
This is a messenger RNA of Populus nigra (black poplar), 2546 nucleotides long. RefSeq names its product putative disease resistance RPP13-like protein 1. The record is from RefSeq and is a predicted model, not a curated record. The transcript has 2 exons. Gene Ontology annotation, biological process: defense response to other organism. NCBI's taxonomy places the organism in Eukaryota, Viridiplantae, Streptophyta, Magnoliopsida, Malpighiales, Salicaceae. Gene Ontology annotation, molecular function: ADP binding. Bases 1437 to 2546 code for a protein of 369 amino acids.